CGACUUACGCUCUGGGAUACUGUCAAGAUGGAAAGAAACUUCGGAAGAUCGCACUCCGUGGCAGAAGAGCAAGUGCGGUCUAUGCAGGGUUCCCGAAGAGGUGAAGAUGCACCCUGACGUAGACGUGACAACGCUGCUGCAUCUCGCGACACGUCCCAUUGAUUCCUUCCGAAAGACCAUGUUGCCGUGAGCCAAGCUAUGAAAUCAGCCGCCUUCCUCUGGCAGUCAUUCUUCCCUCGUUCCGCUGACUACCAAACCAAGCUCCGUUGGCAACAAUCGGCUCAUCCAGGAAUUCCGCGUCAACCUUUAAGCCUGAGAUGGUCAACACCAAGAGUAAGAGCAUCAUCAUAACAGGUGGAGCUCGUGGUAUCGGACGUGCCACAGCACGGCACCUCCUUUCACAGCCGUUAUCCCACCGCGUCUUUCUCAUCGAUCUUGACGGCGAAGAACUCCAGUAUGCAGCCACCAAACAUCUGUCCGCCUAUGCUCCACGAGUCGGGUACGCGACAGCAAAUCUUCGAAGCCCGGAAGAGAUACGAGCAGCUGUAGCUAAGGCUGCAGAGUUCUUUGAUGGCAGGAUCGAUGUCCUUGUGAACAAUGCAGGUAUUGCACGUGCCUUCUUCACAGCCGGUAAUGGAACGAUGGAAGACGUGGCCACUGCAGAGCAAUGGCAAGCAUACAUUGACACCAACCUGAGUGCGCCGUUCUGGAUGAGCCAGGCUGUCAUCCCGUUUAUGAAGGCACAGAACCCAAAUAUCGAAGGGAAAGGAGAGGUCAAACAGGAAGGCGUCGACCGCGAGCAAGAUGUGAAGCGACAUGCGGAAUUUAGCGACCUUCCAGAAGACUUGCACGGCAAAGACAAGACCGAUGAAGGCAGUUGCAUCCUCCACAUCUCUUCUUUCCGAGCUCACCAGUCCGACCCUGAUUGUGAAGGCUACGGCUCAACGAAAGCCGGACUGCUGGGUCUGACGCAGGCUAUGGCGGUGUCGUGCCAGCGCUGGGGUAUAAGGGUGAAUAUAAUCUCGCCCGGGUGGGUCAGUGUCGCACACGAGUGCAAGGAAGGCGAUGAGGCGGCGGCAAGAACGCAAGGUGCGCCCCAUGAGGACGAUGCGAAGAAGGCGAGGCUAGAAACUUGGGCCGGUAAUCACAGCGAACUGCAUCAUAGGCAGCAUCUCGUCGGUCGAGUGGGUCAGGGAGAGGACAUUGCGGAGGCAAUUGAGUACGCGAUGGGCGCUGGCUUCAUGAGUGGGCAGGAGAUGGUUUUGGAUGGAGGUGCCAGCAAGAGGAAGAAUCCGGACGUGUAGCGUCUCCACCAACCACGCACUACGCCUUUGAACACAAAGCUUUAUCGUCUCUUAUGACUUCUUAUAGGCUCUUAUCGUUACUGAG
This is a messenger RNA of Macroventuria anomochaeta, 1389 nucleotides long. RefSeq names its product oxidoreductase domain-containing protein. The transcript has 3 exons. Gene Ontology annotation, molecular function: oxidoreductase activity. Lineage: Eukaryota; Fungi; Ascomycota; Dothideomycetes; Pleosporales; Didymellaceae. Bases 318 to 1304 code for a protein of 328 amino acids. The record is from RefSeq and is a predicted model, not a curated record.